GAGGGACGACGACGACGACGACGACAGCGAUGAUGAUGAUGGUGCGAGCGAAGAAAACGAGCCUGAUGACGAUCUCGCCGAUAGCAACACACUGGCUCCUGCAAACGCACAACAUGGUAUACAUAUACUCAUGCCUUGGGCUCGGGAUCCAAACAAGCCACAGCCGUGGGACAAUGACUCGCGCUUCGGGCUUGGCUGGAUGACACCCUACGGCGGCCUGACCAUGGUGCCUGUGUGGCGGCUCGAUCCGCCGUUGGAGCAGGAUAUUCUGGUCACGCUUUGGCAGGCCGGCGUGUUUGACAAGAACGAGGGUGGCGGCAGCAUGAACACCCGCGACGACGCUCACGCGGUUGAUGCAGGCGGAGUAGGAGCAAACAACACGCCGCGCUCCUGCUGGUCGAGCAAAGGCAUCCGCGUCCGCCGGUUCGUCCGGGAUGAGGAACCCGCUCACGCUUCUUCCCUGGAAAGCCAUCACGACAGCGGUCGACCUCCAGUCAGUAAUAACAACAACACGCUCCCGACGAACUCAAACCAAGCUCGCUACCACGCCGACGAUACUAGGAACAGGCUGUACCUUGUCGCCGACGAGCGGAAUCCGCAGCGCACCCAGACGUACAUGCUCAAGCUCAUGCUGCCCUUGUGUCCGCGCGGUGGAGCAAAGACCGCAAGCGAGGUCGCGGCCAUGGCGUGGGCACGUGAGAACACUCACCUGCCGGUGCCCCGGGUGCGGGCGUUUUGUACAUCUCGAAGGGAGAACCCGAUGGGCCUGGAGUGGAUCUUGAUGGAAUAUCUCGGGCUCGGCGAGGACAUUGACGAUGCUGACGAUGAAGCUGGCGAGGCUGGUGGUGGUGGUGGUGGUGGUGGUGCUAUCGUGAAGGACAGGAUGGUCCGGCCGCUGUCUGAGUGCUGGCAUGACGUGUCGAUGGGCGCAAAGAAACGGAUUGUCGAGCAGCUGGCGCAGUAUUGUGCUGCCAUGUGCAAGAAGCCAUUCGGGGGCGGGAUUGGGAAUGUAUAUCCCGGAGAUGACAAGGGGCUGGUCUUGACCGACAGAACGGAGCGAGAGUAUUGCGGCAUAGCAGACACCGGCCAUGGCGGGCCAUUAAAGUUCCACAAAGGGCCAGUGGUGUCAAUGCCGUUCUACUAGGGAGAGCGCGGCACGGCGCCUCGGAGCCUCAACAAGAACCCGGGCGAGGACGACCGCUGUGGACCAUUCCUGCAGACACGACAGUGGAAUCUCGGGAGACUCGACAUUGCCCGCGCCGACC
Molecule: messenger RNA, 1265 nt
Organism: Microdochium trichocladiopsis
Lineage: Eukaryota; Fungi; Ascomycota; Sordariomycetes; Xylariales; Microdochiaceae
Exons: 1
Coding region: 131-1144 (337 amino acids)
Source: RefSeq, a predicted model, not a curated record